AUGUUUGUGACACUCGAGAACGUUCCGUUGAUCCUUGUCGGUCUGGCCGUAGCUUAUUACCUGGUGCCGUACGUGCAGAAGUCGCACCUGCGCGACAUCCCCUCGGCUGGGUACUCCGCCUUCACCAAUGUUUGGCUAUUGCUGCAAGCGCGUCGGGGUCAAAAGUACCUGACGAUCGACGAGGCCCACAAGAAAUAUGGAAAGCUCGUUCGCAUUUCACCUACCCAGGUCUCUAUUGCCGAUGACGAGGCUAUCCAGAGCGUCUAUGGACACGGCAAUGGUUUCUUGAAAGCGAACUUCUACGAUGCCUUUGUCUCUAUUCGCCGUGGCUUGUUCAAUACUCGUGACCGUGCCGAGCACUCCCGCAAGCGCAAGACCGUUUCCCACACUUUCAGUGCCAAGUCCAUUGGCCAAUUCGAGCAGUAUAUCCACGGCAACAUCGAAGAGUUCGUGAAGCAAUGGAACCGUCUCUCUGAUCUCCAGGGUAACCCCAAAACCGGCUAUGUCAGUCUGGAUGCCCUCAACUGGUUCAACUACCUCGCUUUUGAUAUCAUCGGUGACCUGGCUUUCGGCGCUCCCUUUGGCAUGCUCGAGAAGGGCAAGGAUAUUGCCGAAAUGCGUCUGGACCCCAAGGACCCUCCCAAGUAUGUCGCCGCCGUUGAAGUUCUGAACCGUCGAGGCGAGGUCUCCGCCACCCUGGGUUGCAUGCCAUCUCUCAUCCCCUUCGCUAAGUACAUCCCGGACCGCUUCUUCUCUGAAGGUUUGGAAGCCGUCGAGAACCUUGCUGGUAUUGCCAUCGCUCGUGUCAGCGAGCGUCUCAAGCCGGAGAUUAUGGCCAACAACACCCGUGUGGAUCUUCUCGCCCGCCUCAUGGAAGGCAAGGACGGAAACGGUAACCAACUCGAACGCGCCGAAUUGACUGCCGAGGCCCUCACCCAACUGAUCGCCGGCUCCGACACCACCUCCAACACUGCCUGUGCUAUCCUAUACUGGUGCAUGACGACCCCUCACGUUCUACCCAAGCUGCACAAGACUCUGGAUGAAGCCCUUCCCAAGGACAUUGAAGUUCCCACUCACGCUAUGGUCAAGGAAAUCCCCUACCUCCAAUGGGUAAUCUGGGAAACAAUGCGCAUCCACAGCACCUCCUCAAUGGGUCUUCCCCGCGAGAUCCCAGCCGGUUCCGCCCCCGUCGUAAUCUGCGGCCACACCUUCCAAGCCGGCGACGUUCUCUCCGUCCCCAGCUACACGAUCCAUCGCUCAAAGGAGAUCUGGGGUGCCGACGCCGAAAAAUUCGUCCCCGAGCGCUGGAGUCCCGAACGUCUCACCGCCCGCCAAAAGGCCGCAUUUAUCCCCUUCAGCCACGGUUCCCGCGCAUGUGUCGGUCGCAACGUCGCCGAGAUGGAAUUGCUCGUUAUCUGCGCUACUGUAUUCCGUCUCUUCGAGUUCGAGAUGCACCAGGACGGACCUAUGGAGACCCGUGAGGGAUUCCUGCGCAAGCCGCUCGCUUUGCAGGUUGGUAUGCGUCGUCGUCGGGUUUGA
Messenger RNA from Penicillium verrucosum, 1539 nucleotides. RefSeq names its product cytochrome P450. The transcript is spliced from 3 exons. The record is from RefSeq and is a predicted model, not a curated record. Lineage: Eukaryota; Fungi; Ascomycota; Eurotiomycetes; Eurotiales; Aspergillaceae. The coding region runs from base 1 to 1539 and encodes 512 amino acids. Gene Ontology annotation, molecular function: monooxygenase activity; oxidoreductase activity, acting on paired donors, with incorporation or reduction of molecular oxygen; iron ion binding.